UUCCCCUCCGUUUCUAGAUCAAUCAAUCCGACCAAUUACCAAAGAAGAUCACAAAAAUUUUGUUCGAACACGCGCAAAUUUAGAUGUCAAUCUAUCACGCUUAAUCCUAAACGUAGUGCGGAUAGCGAGGAUACAAAAAUGACGGAAUCCGCCCCUCCGCCCUCCGUCCCCAAUACGACCGCAACGCCGGCAGGCCCAACAGCAACCACAAACCAAUCCAUAACCUCCAACAAUAACGGCAAUGGAACGGCGUCAUCCCAAAGCGGAGCCAAUCGCGGCAUUCCUUACUACGAGAAACUCCGGCGUGAGCUCCGCGAUACAUUACAAAAGAAGCGAUUAAUGGACAAGAGCAUGGCUCAACUCGAAGACCAGAUCUUCCGUUUCGAACAAUCCUACCUCGAAGAAACAACCGCCGGAAACAUUAUUAAAGGGUUUGAUAACUACAUCAAGGGUUCCUCGAGCGGGCCUGGCGGAGCUGCGUCUUUGGCACUUUCUGGAGGCGUGGGGGGUACGAGGAGAAAGGCACAGGUGACGGAUUCCGAUCGCGUUUUCUCAAGAAGUUCGGCGAGCUUUAUGCGGGAUUCGACACCGUCAUCUGUACAGACUACUCCGUCGCACGCCCCGACACCGACAUCUGCCAAUGGGUCGUCAGGGAAACCGAAUGGCGAUUCUUCUGCGCCUGGAAGUGUGAAAGGAGGAUCAUCUUCGUCGAAGAAUAAAAAGAAGUCAAGUUCUAAUAAGGAGAAGAAUGAGGAUGACGAUGAGGCGGGGGAUAAACCGCCCGCGAAGAGGUUGAAAAUUAGCUACGGAAGGGAUUAAUCAUUUAGUUCUGAUGGGAGUUUUUGAGUUGAUUAUUCGGCUUUAUCCUAUUAAGAAUGUGGGAUUCGGGAUCGGUUAGGUGAUGGAGCUAUAAGGCGCUGGGGCUUUUACUUUUUCUUUCAAAUCAACGAGCAUCUACAUGGUUUUUGAUCAUGAUAUCCUUUGUAUUAUCAAGCGCAUCAGCUUAUCCA
Aspergillus alliaceus is the source of this 1010-nucleotide messenger RNA. RefSeq names its product chromatin modification-related protein EAF6/MEAF6. The record is from RefSeq and is a predicted model, not a curated record. The transcript has 3 exons. Gene Ontology annotation, cellular component: NuA4 histone acetyltransferase complex. Bases 139 to 819 code for a protein of 226 amino acids. NCBI's taxonomy places the organism in Eukaryota, Fungi, Ascomycota, Eurotiomycetes, Eurotiales, Aspergillaceae.